AUGUAUUUUGGCAGCAGUUUCCAAUGGAAUGUCAAGACAGGAAAAGUUUGCCUAGCUGUGCUAGACAAGCCCACUUGGAUACAUCUGGAAAACUAUGAGCGAAUGAAAGCACUGGUAACCGAACUUCAAGAGCAAGCAGAAAAAAUCAGAUUAGGAGGUGGAGAAAAAGCUCGUACGCGUCACACAUCAAGAGGAAAGCUGUUACCCAGAGAGAGAAUUGACAGGCUUAUUGAUCCCGGGUCUCCGUUCUUGGAGUUCUCCCAGUUUGCAGGUUAUCAGUUGUAUGGUAAUGAAGAGGUACCGGCAGGAGGCAUUAUCACAGGCAUUGGACGAGUAUCUGGGGUGGAAUGCUUGAUUGUUGCUAAUGAUGCAACUGUCAAAGGUGGUACCUAUUAUCCCAUCACUGUUAAGAAACAUUUACGUGCUCAAGAAAUUGCAAUGCAAAAUCAUCUCCCUUGCCUAUAUUUGGUUGAUUCAGGAGGAGCAAAUUUACCGCGGCAAGCAGAAGUAUUUCCAGAUCGAGAUCAUUUUGGACGUAUUUUCUAUAAUCAAGCAGUCAUGUCCUCACAAGGAAUUCCACAGAUAGCAGUAGUAAUGGGAUCCUGUACAGCAGGAGGAGCAUACGUACCUGCGAUGGCUGAUGAAAGUAUUAUUGUUGGCAAACAGGGAACGAUAUUCUUGGGAGGGCCACCACUGGUUAAAGCAGCAACAGGUGAAGAGGUAUCAGCAGAGGAUCUUGGAGGGGCAGAUCUUCACUGCAGAAAAUCCGGUGUAACAGAUCAUUAUGCUUUGGAUGACGAUCAUGCACUUCAUCUAGCAAGGAAAGUUGUAAGAAGUUUAAAUCUCCAAAAGAAAGUAGAUGUGACUAUAGAACCAUCAGAAGAGGCUUUGAUGUGGCUGGGGGUUGAUAACAUUCUGAAAAAGCUGCCAGAAAAUACGGAACUUUGUCAGUGCUCUCCCAACCACUUAUGGAGACUGUUCCAUUCUACUGUCAUCGCUAGAAUUGUAGAUGGAAGUAAAUUUGAUGAAUUCAAAGCCUUGUAUGGGGAUACUUUAAUUACAGGAUUUGCAAGAAUAUUUGGUUAUCCUGUAGGAAUUGUUGGAAACAAUGGAGUUCUUUUCUCAGAGUCAGCAAAAAAGGGUACACAUUUUAUCCAGUUGUGCUGCCAGAGAAAUAUUCCCAUUGUGUUUUUGCAGAAUAUUACAGGUUUCAUGGUUGGUAGAGAAUAUGAAGCUGGAGGGAUAGCAAAAGAUGGUGCCAAGAUGGUAACUGCUGUAGCUUGUGCCAAUGUACCUAAAAUAACAGUGAUCAUCGGUGGUUCUUACGGAGCUGGGAACUAUGGGAUGUGUGGAAGAGCAUAUAGUCCAAGAUUUCUUUAUGUCUGGCCAAAUGCUCGCAUAUCGGUGAUGGGAGGGGAACAAGCUGCAACUGUUCUAGCUACAAUAGCUAAGGACCAAAAAGCAAGGGAGGGAAAACAGUUAUCUGAGGCAGAUGAAGCAGCUUUGAAGGAGCCAAUCAUUAGGAGGUUCGAGGAGGAAGGAAACCCUUAUUAUUCCAGUGCAAGAUUAUGGGAUGACGGAAUUAUUGAUCCAGCUGACACAAGACUGGUUUUGGGCCUCAGUCUCAGUGCAGCAUUAAAUGCACCUACGAAGAAGACAGAAUUUGGGGUUUUCAGGAUGUAAACUUAAACAUACGCUCAUCAGAAUUACCUCUGUAUAUUUUAAUUGGGGCUGGAGAGCAAACUAACCACAAUGUUAAGGUGAUUAAAAAAUAAA
Molecule: messenger RNA, 1776 nt
Organism: Egretta garzetta (little egret)
Lineage: Eukaryota; Metazoa; Chordata; Aves; Pelecaniformes; Ardeidae
Gene: MCCC2
Product: methylcrotonoyl-CoA carboxylase 2
Exons: 18
Coding region: 1-1683 (560 amino acids)
Biological process (GO): L-leucine catabolic process
Cellular component (GO): mitochondrion; methylcrotonoyl-CoA carboxylase complex
Molecular function (GO): methylcrotonoyl-CoA carboxylase activity
Source: RefSeq, a predicted model, not a curated record